GCAGCAGGCGCGCGGGCGGCCACUGCGGAGCUCAGGGUCGCCGCCGCCCGCCGCGCAUCGGCCUCCUCCAGUCCCGUGGGGCCCGCUUUGUGGACCCCCGCCAGGCCGUCGGCACCAUGCACACGCCGGGUUCUGCGGGCCCGGGCGACGCGCGCGCGGUGGAGAUCAUGGACAUAUGCGAGUCCAUCCUGGAGAGGAAGCGACAUGACAGCGAAAGAUCUACCUGCAGCAUCUUGGAGCACACCGAUAUCGAGGCUGUUGAGGCCCUUGUUUGCAUGAGCUCCUGGGGUCAAAGAGCCCAAAAAAGUGACCUCUUAAAGAUACGACCCCUUACUCCUGUCUCUGACUCUGGAGAUGUCUCCACCAGUGUGCACAUGGAUGCAGCAGGAGCUGAGCUACCAAAGGACUUUCAUUCUCUAUCGACUCUGUGCAUGACGCCUCCUCAGAGCCCUGACCUCAUGGAUCCAUCGAUGGGGACACUUGUAACUUCCCAGAUAACUGAUUCCAAAGCACACUUGGUCGGAGCCAUGCCUGCAGCCCCCACUGGGCCAUCUAAAGUGCUGAGUGAGAGGGCAGAGAAAGACCUACCUGGUAUGAAGCCAGAGCCAGCGCUGGACCCCGCCUACAGGGCCAUGAUGACAAGUGUCAUCUGCCACACUGGGGGUAGUCCUACUCCUGCCCAGGCUCAAGAACAUGGACUGUCAGACAAUGGAGAAGGGAAAGCACAGUUUCUGGGACCUAUGGGCGCUCAUCAGGACACACGCCUCAUGGACAGUGCACUCACUGCUAACUUGGUGACCUGUCAGCCUUGUUUGCACAAGUCUGGUGGCCUGGUCCCUGCUGAUAAAGGCCACCAAGCAGGGUGGCCUCUUUCAGUAAAAAUCUGUUCACCAAAGAAUUAUGAAAGUGACUUGCCCAAGAAGGCCACUCCUCUGAUACCUGCCCCUGUUCCAAAUCCUCCUGUCCUUUGCCAAAUGAUCCCUGUGACUGGACAAAAUGGCAUGUUAUCAGCUGUUUUGAAGGCUCCCUCCCAAGUGUCUGCAGGGACUGUCAAACCUAUCCUGCCCCAGGCUGCUCCGGCACCCCAGCCUGUGUUCGUGGGCCCCUCUGUGCCUCAGGGAACAGUGAUGCUUGUUCUGUCCCAGGGAGCCCUCCCCCAGCCUGCCACCUGCCCGUCUACUGUAAUGGCCGUUGGUAACACCAAGUUUUUACCCCUUGCCCCUGCGCCAGUGUUGAUUGCCUCCAGUCAAAACUGUGCCCCUCAAGUAGACUUUUCCAGAAGAAGGAAUUAUGUUUGCAACUUCCCAGGCUGUCGGAAAACAUACUUCAAAAGUUCUCACCUCAAGGCUCAUCUUCGAACUCACACAGGAGAGAAGCCUUUUAGCUGCAGCUGGGAUGGCUGUGAUAAAAAAUUUGCGCGCUCAGAUGAGCUGUCUCGCCACCGGCGCACUCACACAGGAGAGAAGAAGUUCGUAUGCCCCGUGUGUGGCCGGCGUUUCAUGCGCAGCGACCACCUUACAAAGCAUGCCCGGCGUCACAUGACUGCCAAGAAGAUCCCUGGAUGGCAGGCAGAGGUUGGCAAGCUGAACAGAAUUGCCUCAGCGGAGAAGCCGGGCAGCCCGGCAGCCUCUUCCUGAAAGGUGGGCCAGGUAGCUUUAAGCUGCUUGGUUUGGAAACAGACUGAUGUUCUUCCCAAAAAAGUUCUUGGAGGCUAAGGGAAAGAGGGGAGCUGGUUCUGAUAAAAGGAUGCUAACUCUUUCUUUUUGGUUGGGACCCUGUUCAAUAAUUUUUAUUGUUUAAGAAGUUAUGUUGGGUUUUGUGUUUUUCAGGUUUGUUUCUUUUUUUUUAAGAAAGUGGGGGGAAAUUGAUCAUCUAAAUCACCAGCAUUCAAAUAACC
Molecule: messenger RNA, 1897 nt
Organism: Suncus etruscus (white-toothed pygmy shrew)
Lineage: Eukaryota; Metazoa; Chordata; Mammalia; Eulipotyphla; Soricidae
Gene: KLF11
Product: KLF transcription factor 11
Exons: 4
Coding region: 117-1637 (506 amino acids)
Biological process (GO): regulation of transcription by RNA polymerase II
Molecular function (GO): DNA-binding transcription factor activity, RNA polymerase II-specific; RNA polymerase II cis-regulatory region sequence-specific DNA binding
Source: RefSeq, a predicted model, not a curated record